Molecule: messenger RNA, 5280 nt
Organism: Carassius carassius (crucian carp)
Lineage: Eukaryota; Metazoa; Chordata; Actinopteri; Cypriniformes; Cyprinidae
Gene: myom1b
Product: myomesin 1b
Exons: 40
Coding region: 210-5150 (1646 amino acids)
Molecular function (GO): protein binding
Source: RefSeq, a predicted model, not a curated record
GAGAGUCGCUUGGACAUUCCUGCCAUCGCCAAUAUUAUUUUAGUUGUGUGGAGAGCAGCUCGUUCACAGCGGCUCGUUCAGUGUGCGUCUCUGCUCGGAUCUGGCUCUUGGUUCGGCUCCUGACGCGCUGCUCUCUUUUGACAAGCUUUGAAUCUUCUGACUAAAAGAGCUUGAGAACUGAAGACAGUAUCUGAGCUCAAGAGGACACAAUGUCUGGAUCGAUCCCGUUCUACCAGAAACACCACCGACAUUAUGAUCGCGGCUACCGUAGCCGAGAGACGCAGUCUGCUAUCAGUCAAUACCAGCAGAGCUCUAGCACUUACUCUUCACAUAGCAGCAAAAGCAGCAAGGGCAUCAGAGCUGCCACAUACACGGCUCUAGGUGAGGGUGGGCUGAGCCCUCAGAGAGCCAAACCAACCUAUCUGGCCAUGGACAAGGAGAACCAGAUCAUCGGUUAUGUGGUGCCCAUCUUCAGGGGCAGUCAUGAGUUUCAAAGCGGCCUGUCAGACACUGAAGAAGCUCGCGCUAAAGAGAGCGCCGGGUAUCUGGCACGUCGUGACCUCUUCGCUAGCGGCGUGGAGUCGGAGCGCAUCGAACACAAGUCCCACAGAACCGUCAUGAGGGAGUCGGCAGAGCGCAUCUCGCUUAGCAAGAGGAUCCAUGAGAACGAAGAGUACCAUAAGCGUCUGAACGAGGACAGCCUGAUGCACACACCCGAGUUUGUGAUCAAGCCACGAUCCCACACUGUUUGGGAAAAACAGUGUGUGCGGCUGCACUGUACCAUCUCAGGAUGGCCUGAACCACGUGUUGUGUGGUACAAGAACAAUGUCAGCAUUGAUCCGAUGGCCAAGCCAGGGAAGUACAAAGUGGAGGGCAGCUACAGCGUCCACUCCCUGGAGAUUAACAAGUGUGACUUUGAUGAUACCGCACAGUAUCGUGUGUCAGCCAUGAACAGCAAGGGCGAGACUUCUGCCUUUGCUUCUGUUGUCGUCAAAAGAUUCAAAGGAGAAGUUGAUGAGUCUCUGCCGUCUCCCAGACUCCUACCGUGUCUGGAGUAUGGAGUGAAGUUCGAGACGCACAUCGUGGAGAAGUUUGGUGUGUCUUUUGGUCGUGAGGGUGAGACGCUGAGUUUUGGCUGCUCUGUUAUCAUCUACCCGGCACUGCAGCGCUUCCAGCCUGAGAUAGAGUGGUACAGAGACGAUAAACUGCUGGUGCCAUCAAAAUGGGUUCAGAUGCACUGGAGCGGCGACCGAGCGACUCUUACUCUCUCACACCUCAACAAGGAGGAUGAAGGACUCUACACACUUCGCGUCAUCACCAAAUCUGGCUUUGAGACUCAUUCAGCAUAUGUCUUUGUCAGAGAUGCUGAUGCGGAGGUUGCAGGAGCUCCUGGUGCACCUUUAGAUGUCCAGAGUCUGGACGCCAAUAAGGACUAUGUCAUUGUUACCUGGAAGCAGCCUGCUGUGGACGGAGGAAGCCCCAUUUUAGGAUAUUUUGUUGACAGGUGUGAAGUUGGUACGACACACUGGUCGCAAUGCAAUGACACUCCGGUGAAGUUUGCACGCUUCCCUGUAACAGGUCUGGUGGAAGGACGAAGCUAUGUGUUUCGAGUGCGUGCGGUGAACAAGGCAGGCAUGAGCCAUCCAUCCCGUGUGUCUGAACCAGUAGCUGCUAUGGACCCUGCAGACCGCACUAGAAAAGGUCCCUCUGCUCCUUGGACUGGACAAAUCAUUGUGACUGAGGAGGAGCCUGUGGAGGGAGUGGUUCCCGGCAGACCUCGUGAUCUCUCAGUCAUUGAAGCCACUAAAAACUAUGUGGUGUUGAGCUGGAAGCCUCCAGGGGACAAGGGCCACGAAGGGGUUAUGUAUUACGUGGAGAAGUGUGUGUCUGGCACUGACAGCUGGCAGCGAGUCAACACUGAAAUCCCCGUCAAAUCUCCACGUUUUGCUCUUUUUGAUCUGGCCGAGGGAAAAUCUUACCGCUUCCGUGUUCGCUGCUGCAACUCAGCUGGUGUUGGUGAACCAUCAGAACCGACUGAAGCCACCACGGUUGGGGACAAGCUGGAUAUCCCAUCAGCCCCUGGCCGUGUGGUUCCUACUCGCAAUACAGACACAUCUGUGGUGGUUUCAUGGGAAGCUUCACGUGGCGCUAAAGAGCUGGUGGGCUACUACAUUGAGAGCAGCAUUGCAGGGAGCAACACUUGGGAGCCAUGCAACAACAAACCAGUUAAAUGCACAAGGUUUAUCUGUCAUGGCUUGACCACUGACGAGAGUUAUGUUUUCCGAGUAAGAGCCGUCAAUGCUGCAGGAAUCAGUGAAUUCUCCCAGGAAUCAGAAGCCAUUAAAGUUAAAGCUGCUAUUGGGGGCGGUAUUCUUCAUGCUUCACCCACCCCACCCUACGGCAUCUCUGUGCUGGAGUGUGUGCGGGACUCGAUGGUAUUAGCCUGGAAACAACCCACUUUCAUCGGCGGCGCUGACAUCACUGGUUACUUCGUUGAUUACCGUGAGGUCAUCGGUGGAGUCCUGGGAAAAUGGCAUGAGGCGAAUAUUAAAGCUGUCAGUGAGCGAGCUUACAGAGUUUCAGAGCUAAAGGAAAACAUGCUGUACCAGUUCCAGGUACGUGCUGCCAACAUGGCUGGUGUGGGCAUCCCGUCUCUUCCCAGCGAGACAUUCAAGUGUGAGGAGUGGACUAUUGCUGUACCAGGACCACCCCAUGACCUCCAAGUGCAGGAGGUGCGUAAGGACUCUCUGGUCUUGCUCUGGAAAGCGCCGGUCUAUCAGGGUCGUGAUCCUGUCAAUGGAUUCUACAUUGAUAUCAAAGAGGCUGACGCAGACUUUGAGAUGUGGAGAGGAGUCAAUGAGAAAGCUACUGACAAGACAUUCAUGAAGAUCAAGGAUCUGAAGGAGGGGGAAUCGUAUGUUUUUCGUGUGCGUGCUCAGAACAAGGCUGGUGUGGGAAAAGCAUCAGAUCCUACAGAACCAGUUGAUGCAGUGACUAAACCAGGUACGGCUGAGAUAGUCGUGAAUGUUGACGAUGAUGGUGUCAUUUCACUGAAUUUUGAGUGCUCUAACCUCACCGCUGACUCCAAGUUUGUCUGGUCCAAGAACUACAUGGAAAUGACAGAACCUGAACGCAUGACUUUAGAGACCAAGGGUAGCAAGUCCAAAGCCAUCUUUAAAACCCCUUCAGAAGAAGAUCUGGGCAUCUACUCUUGUUUUGUGACACACACUGAUGCAGCCUCUGCCAGCUACACACUCUCUGAGGAAACUCUAAAAGAUCUCCUGAAGAUCAGCCACGAACACAAAUUCCCCAUCAUCCCUCUGAAGACAGAGCUGGCCGUGGAGCUGCUGGAGAAGGGCAGGGUUCGCUUCUGGUUGCAGGCUGAGAAAAUCUCUGCCAAUGGAAAAGUUGAAUACGUGUUCAAUGACAAUGUGAUCCACCAGGGAGAGAAAUACAAGAUGAACUUUGAUAAAAAUACUGGCGUCAUUGAGAUGUUCAUGGAGUCUCUGGGCAAAGAAGACGAGGGAACGUUCACUUUCCAGCUUCAAGACGGCAAAGCCACCAACCAGUCCAGUCUAGUGCUGAUUGGAGAUGUGUUCAAGCAGUUACAGAAGGAAUCAGAGUUCCAGAAAAAAGAAUGGAUUAGAAAGCAAGGUCCACAUUUCGUGGAGUAUCUCGGUUAUGAAGUCACACCUGAGUGCUGUGUGAGACUGAAGUGUAAGGUUGCUAAUAUGAAGAAAGACUCUGUGGCGCUGUGGUAUAAGGAUGGACGAGAGAUCAAGGUCAAUGAGAAACUGGAUUUCUCUGAAGGAGUGUUGACUUUGGAGAUCACUCAGAUCUCCAAAAAAGAUGCCGGUAUAUAUGAAGUAGUUCUGAAGGAUGAUCGAGGCAAAGACACCUCCACCCUCAACCUCACAGACCAAGGAUUCAAAGACCUGAUGAACCAGGUUUUCAGUGUUAUUGCGAACUCCUCCACUCCACUGAAGAUCCAGAGCACUGAGGAGGGAAUCAGGCUUUACUCCUUCGUCAGCUACUACAACGACGAGCUGCAUGUCACCUGGCAUCACAAGGACGCUGCGAUUGCAUUCACUGAGCGCAUUAAGAGCGGAGUGGUGGGAGAGCAGCUGUGGCUGCAAAUAUCUGAACCCACAGAGAAAGAUAAAGGCAAAUACGCCAUUGAGUUCUUCGAUGGGAAAGGAGGCUUGCGCAGAACUGUGGAGCUGGCUGGACAAGCAUUUGACGAUGCAUUUGCUGAAUUUCAAAGACUCAAGGCUGCAGCUAUUGCAGAGAAAAAUCGUGCGCGUGUGGCAGGUGGUCUGCCUGAUGUUGUGACCAUCCAAGAGGGCAAGUCUCUGAACCUGACCUGCAAUAUCUCGGGCGACCCUGUACCCGAGGUCACCUGGCUAAAGAACGAGCGCGAGAUGGUUUCCAACGAUCAUUACAUUCUGAAGUUUGAGUCGGGCAAGUUUGCCAGUUUCACCAUCACUAGCGUCAAUACGUCUGACUCCGGCAAGUACAGCAUCCUGGUAAAGAACAAGUACGGUACGGAGAGCGGCGACUUCACCUUGAAUGUGAUCGAAAGCAUGGUCGAUUUUGGUGUGAUGUCAUAUCUGGCCGACGCAGAUGGAAACGUAAUUGUUGGACCGACAACUCCUGUGCCAACGCCUUCAACCAGAUCAGUUCCCACAACACCCAGCCCAGCUGCCCCAACCCUAACAUCAACCCCGGCCAAUACAAACCCCCAAAAUAAAACUAGAGCUACCCCAACCCCCAAAAAUCAAACCCCAAGUAUAGAACGUUCCUCAACCCCACCUGCUCAGAUCCCCAAAAACCAAUCCCCAGGUUCCCCGACCCCUCAAAAUCAUACGUCAGAUACACUGAUCCUCUCCACCUCAAACACAUCCACUCCUCAACCCUCCACUCCCACAUCAGGCGAGAAGUCAGCCAAUACAUCAAUGGACAAUGAGAAGAUAACAUCGAUGCUGAAAGAUUCUGUGGAUAAUCUGGGGUUAUCCACCUCAGAGACGGAGCUGGUUGAUGCCAUGCAUCUCACAGAACAUGAGGCCACAACUUCAUCAGAACCAGACGAAUCUACACCAGCCCUUGAAACCGAAAACCUCGAAAAUGUGUGUGAAACCAAAGAUGAUUAAAAAUGCUUGAGGACACAGCUUAACUGUAUUAAUAUGCUUUAGAUCUUGAUAUAGGACAUGAACCAUGUUAGUUACGCUUUUAGAGAUUUCUUUUCUUUGCUUGUUCACCAGUGCUUUAGAAAAGUUUGAU